GUAUCUAGUGGAGUUUACACAUGUACCAUACCCCAGCCUCCCCUUUGUAGAGGCUCUUGGCUUUCUCUGCCUGCCCUCCACCCUCCUUUGCCUCUUUCCAGUUGUCCAUGACCCCAUCCCAUCCCUUUCACCACCGUCCCUCUUCCUCCUCCCCUAGCUGCACUGCCCCUCGCGGCCACUUCCCCUCAUCAUAACCCGCCAUCCAGGGUAAGUCCCUAAUCUUCCUUGCGGCACUCACUCUCCCUGUGCCGAGAGAGAGAGACGGGAGGGAAACGGGGGCUGAGAGAGAUGGGUGCAGAAGCAAGAAUUUUCCCCAAUUCAGAGCCCGGAAUUGCUCUCCUGACUAAUUGUAGUUGGUAGGACGUACUUGUAGGCCGGAGGCGAGAGAGUCACUGCUGGGUAGUCGCUGCACCGGUCAAGUGAUGCUGCUGCAAUUUUCUAUUGCCUAGGCCCCUGCGAGGUGGUAGAUCAACGGAAUUUCGUGUCUUGGGCAGGGGAAGGAAAGGUGGCGGCGGCCAUGCUGCACCACCAUGGUGGCGCCGGGUCCCCGUACAUGGCCCCGACGACGGCCGGCACGGACCCGUUCUCGCCGACGCCGACGGGGCCCGCGUCCGUCGCCGCCAUCAUCCCUCCGCCGCCGAUGGUGUUGCAGGCUGCGGCUGCGGGGACGACGAGGGGUAAUUUCGAGGAGCUGCCAGCGGGCGGCCCCAGCGCAGCCGCCGCGGCCGGCCUGCAGGACGACGACUUGCCAGCCGACGUCGUCGGCGCCGGCGGCGCGGGAGCUUCGGGUUCCGGCGGCGGCCACCGGUGGCCGCGCGAGGAGACGCUGGCGCUCAUCGGGAUCCGGACGGAGAUGGACGCCGACUUCCGGAACGCCCCCCUCAAGGCGCCGCUCUGGGAGGACGUCGCCAGGAAGCUUGCGGGGCUGGGAUACCGCCGGAGCGCCAAGAAGUGCAAGGAGAAGUUCGAGAACGUGGACAAGUACUACCGGCGCACCAAGGACGCCCGAGCCGGGCGCCAGGACGGCAGGAGCUACCGCUUCUUCGCGCAGCUCGAGGCGCUCCACGCCGCGGCGCAGCGGCAGGCCACGGGCAUGGCGGCCGCGGCGCGAGGCGACCAUCAGCCGUCGGCAACAAUGGCGUGGACGGCUGCCCCUGCGGAGGUAGCAGGCCCUCCCGCCGGCGCCGGCCUGCCGGACCUCAGCUUCUCGUCCAUGUCGGGGUCCGGAUCCGAGUCCGAGUCGGACGACGACCUCGACGCAGGGGUGGCGGGCCCCGACAAGGGCGAGAGCGGCGGAGGCGGCGGCGACGACGGGGAGAUGAUGGCCAUCUUCGAGGGGAUGAUGAGGCAGGUCACGGAGAAGCAGGACGCGAUGCAGCGCGUGUUCCUGGACACGCUCGAGCGGUGGGAGGCGGAGCGCACGGCGCGGGAGGAGGCGUGGCGGCGGCAGGAGGUCGCCCGCAUGAACCGCGAGCGGGAGCAGCUCGCCAGGGAGCGCGCCGCCGCGGCCUCCCGCGACGCCGCGCUGAUGGCGUUCCUCCAGCGCGUCGGCGGGGGGCAGCAGGGGGAGCCCGUGCGGCUCCCUCCCCCGGUCGCCGUCGCCCUGCCCAUGCCCGACCGCACCCCUCCGUCGCCUCGCCAUGACGCGGCGGUCCAGGCCACUUCGCUUCAGCCGGUGCCCGCGGCCGCGCCUUCCAAGCCGGAGGAGGCCCGGGCGUGGGCUGGAGGCGAGGGUAGCGGCAGGUCGAUGCCGUCGCGGUGGCCCAAGGAGGAGGUGCAGGCGCUGAUCCAGCUGCGGACCGAGAAGGACGAGCAGUACCACGACGCGGGGGGCAAAGGGCCGCUCUGGGAGGACAUCGCCGCCGGGAUGCGUAGGAUCGGGUAUAACCGGAGCGCCAAGCGCUGCAAGGAGAAGUGGGAGAAUAUCAACAAGUACUACAAGAAGGUGAAGGAGAGCAACAAGAGGCGCCCCGAGGACUCCAAGACUUGUCCCUACUUCCACCAGCUCGACGCCAUGCACCGCAAGAAACGCUUCGCCGGCGGAGGCAGCAGCGCCGCACCGGGAGCGUAUAAGGCCGCCGGCGCCGGCGCCGGUGCCGUCACACUGCAGGAGAAACCGAACCUGCGCGAGCUCGAGGGGAAGAGCAGCAACGAUGCUGACCGGUUGAGGAACGAUGGGCAGGGAAACGUGCAUGCUCCUCCCCGUCCCGGCAACGGCGAGACGGCACCAACGACCACCGAAAACAAGAAUUGACGUUGCACAGACGGCAGACGAGACGGAGAGCGACGACAACGACAUGGGAGGCGACUACACUGAAGAAAGCAACGAUGAAGACCAAAUGAAGUACAAGAUGGCCUUCCAGAAGCCUAAUGUGAUCGGGAGCAGUGGCAACAAUGCUGCACCUGCACCACCAGCGACGGCUGCGGCACCGACGAGUUCAGCUGCCCCCACGAGCAGCACCUUCCUUGCCGUUCAGUAGACGGCAAUGCUGCCGGACCCGAAGCCAGCUGAUCAGCACCUGCGCAUCACCACCUUUUCCGGCUCAUAAUCACCAAUUAUACUUGUUCUGCCUGUGAUACUGGCACCAUCCGCAUACCAUUUAUUUGAUUUGUUUCUGCAAUAACCAAUAAGCAUCCAAUCAUGAAAGACAAAAAACAAGGAGAGUGAGACUGAAGAACAGAGGAGGUAGCAGAGGCGCCUAAACAAAAAGUUUCUUUUUUCCCCUUACCAUAGUUCAUGUUAUACUUAGCUUAUUUCCAACAAUUGUACAUUCAUGUGACAGUCUUAACUUCUGUAGUAAUUUCCAAUACAAUUUGGUCAGGAAUUUGGAGCAUCCAAUUUCAGCUA
Molecule: messenger RNA, 2848 nt
Organism: Panicum virgatum (switchgrass)
Lineage: Eukaryota; Viridiplantae; Streptophyta; Magnoliopsida; Poales; Poaceae
Product: trihelix transcription factor GTL1-like
Exons: 3
Coding region: 518-2254 (578 amino acids)
Source: RefSeq, a predicted model, not a curated record